Molecule: messenger RNA, 138 nt
Organism: Colletotrichum abscissum
Lineage: Eukaryota; Fungi; Ascomycota; Sordariomycetes; Glomerellales; Glomerellaceae
Exons: 1
Coding region: 1-138 (45 amino acids)
Source: RefSeq, a predicted model, not a curated record
AUGGUCCUCCGCACCUGCCACGUCCACCAGUGCCUUCUUUCCUCCACUAUCCCAAAUUUCGAGCUGCACUUGCCUCAUCCACCACAUUACAAGUACGUAUCCGCAACUGUAAGAAACGGGGAAAGAGCCAACGCAUGA